Penicillium macrosclerotiorum is the source of this 1692-nucleotide messenger RNA. RefSeq names its product pH-signaling protein PalC. Lineage: Eukaryota; Fungi; Ascomycota; Eurotiomycetes; Eurotiales; Aspergillaceae. The coding region runs from base 1 to 1692 and encodes 563 amino acids. Gene Ontology annotation, cellular component: plasma membrane. The transcript has 2 exons. Gene Ontology annotation, biological process: cellular response to pH. The record is from RefSeq and is a predicted model, not a curated record.
AUGGUUUACGCGUUUACUCUGCCAACAACUUCCCCUUUGUCAUUCCAAACAUUCAUUUCCUCUUCAACACACCCGUCACUCCCACAGGCUGCCUCCACUGCCCGCCAUGCUCUCCGCAUCGCCCUCAAAGCUCACAAACGCCUACCCCGCGGCUCCCGACAGGACGCUCACCUCCCGACGGUCCUCGCCGCUCUGAAUGAAUACAUACCUUAUGUCUUUACGAUCGCACAUGGUCUUACAGGGAGACCAAUUCAUCAUGAAUAUACACAUUCUGGCGAUGGUGACAGAAUCGAUAGCUCUAGAAACAUGAGCUCCCUCGCCGGCGAACAUAUCGAGAUCACACUCCGCGCCGAGAUCGAAUCUUCCUGGAAGCCUACCCUAUCGGCAGGCAAUAUACUUAAUACGGGAGGCUCCACUGGCAUAUCAACCGCUAAAUCAUUUCGUCCCCGCGGAGCGCGCGUAUCCGGCCAAGGCAUCGACUUUGAAAUCGCGUUUACACUUACAACACUCGGAUAUGUCCUGAGCCGGCUCGCGCGCGUGGGCGUUGUGGAAACCCUCUAUGCAGCCACAACACAAACUGCCGAACAACGCCUUGCUGCAGUGCAAAAUGCGACCCGCAACCUGCUACACGCUAGCUCGGCGCAUGGGUUCCUUGCUUCGUCUCCUGCGCUCUCCGCCGCCACGACAGCGACUGUGCCGGACCUGGACGCCAGCACGCAAUCUGCAUUAUCGUCACUGGCUCUUUCGGAAGCGACGCUCCUUGCGGUUAUGAAAGAUGAUGCCUACGUCACGGCGUGCAUUCAAUCCCGUAACCCGAAUGACCGGGAAUGGAUGGUCCGCGCGCCGGAAAUCCCGAAGGUGCGGGCGCUUCUUUUUGCAAGGCUGUGUGUGCGCGCAGCGGAGUAUGCAGAGCAAGCUAACGCUGGGUUGAGCGCCGUGGGAUCUGGGGCUGGGCGGAGUCUCCGUGUUGAUGAGGAGGUUAUCGGCUAUGCGGGUGUGCUGGGCCGUGUCGCUCGCGCUCGCGCUUGUCGGUUCUUCGGUAUUGAUGCGGAGCUGGCUGGCAAGACCGGUGAGGGCAUUGCGUGGCUGCGUGCGGCGCGGACUCCUUUGGGACUUCGAGGGGGGUCUUCUGCUGAAGAAGAAGCUGCUGGAGUCCCUGCGAAGAGCGGCUUUUCUCGAUUGAAGCGUGAAUGGACAGAGCGGCGGGAAGAGCGAAAGAUUGGCAAAGACGCCGGCAGUGGGCACGGUGCCAAGGGCGCGUUGGAUCCGGGAGAUGAUGCAGGACGUAGCGAGGAGCGCCAGGUGAUUACUAUGCUGGAGACGAAGUGGGUGAAAAUGAACGAUACUAUUAACACCCAACCCAUUCCCCCAUCUGCUCCUCUGCUUGCUAACUUGCCGUCUGGUCGGGAUAUCCAUACUCCGCCUGCACCUUACAAGGCCGACUCCCUGGACAGAGAACACUUGAUGCAAAUGCGAGCCCAGCCAGACGAGAGAUUGGACCUGCACUUUGGAAGUGAUCCAGAUGAUAGCGACGAAGAACCUGUGUCAGCUGGGGGUCGGUGCCUCCUGGCGGAUUUCCUGAUCGGACCCAGACAGCCUCAAAUGUGUACUAUUGAUAUGAUACCCAGAACUAUGGCCCAAGCGCAGAUAAAAGGAUACGCGUUAUAUGCUCUCUUUAUUUCCGUAGAAUAG